CGGAUGUCCACUGGGUGUCGCUGUAAUACCGUAUUUUAACCUAUGAUUUUAACCCAGAGGCUGACUUUGUUCAACACUUUACAUAAACACUUCAUGACAUAUCCAUCUUAACAGGUGAGUCAGUCAAAAUGGCGGCCCUCCCGAAGGUAAACACCACUGACAGCUUUAAAAUCGAGAUCUACAGUUACAUCAACGAGCUAAGUCUACAUUUGCACUCCAGAAAUGAAAACAUUUGUCCAUAUUGUGUGUGGUGCGGUGUUUCUCCUCGCCUCACCUCACUGUGUCAGCAGUCCAGUGCCAACAGAAACAUUUCAGACCAAAUGUCUUGAUCGUCACUUCUGGCUUUCUGUCAAGUCCAGCUUCAUUGGCCGGGUGACUCGUUUUGACUUUGAAGACCAAUAUGGACUCCACUUCCUGUCUGAUCACGAGGCCACGCUCUGUGGUUACACUGUCCUAAUCGAUGACGUUGGAGACCUGGUGUUUCGUGCCUCCUUCCUGGCCUGUCACGUCCACAGUGAGAGAGGCACAGACUAUCACCUGCGUCUCUGGUUUGUGAACCUGCAGGCGGAUGGGAAAGCAGCAGCGUAUCCCUUUCAGCUCAGCUGCUCUCUCCAGGGGCGCUGGAGCACCAGAGAGAUCGUGUGUGAGGAAAACUAUAUGGAGGUGUCUGUGCAGCAACAUAUCCUGCCCAUUACAUCCAAAAAGAAGUUGAAGGGAGCUGACGAGGCAGCAAUGGCUGUGAUGUUCCACACAGAUGACCAGUCACCAGAGGAAGCGAAGGUGUUCUCCCCGAUAGAGGCUGCUGCUCUUGGCUACCACAUCUCACUGCAUGGCUCUCACCUCACCCUCCGCUGCCCCUACUCCUCCCCUUUCUCAUACUUUGUCAAGGAGAGUGGAGUGGAUUUAGAGAUUGUCAGAGCAAUCAUCCUGUACCAACUCCUGGCUGUUGAAAUCACUGCUGCCUGCACACUGAGUGAGGCUACAGCUGAUGGGUCUGACCUGCUGUGGACUGUCCCUUAUAUUCUCUCUCCGUUAGUCCACGGUCGGUUCAGAGACAGAGGCGUUAGGGUCGGAGUAAACGGCCGGGCUCUGAGUGAGUCUGAAAGUAAAGAGAGAGGAUACAAGAUGGGCCUGCAGGAGGGGAGAGUGGAGGUCAGGAUUCCUGUUGGAGCCCAUGGUGGACACAUUAAGAGUGGUGUUGUGAGGGGACAGUACAGCCAGUCCAUGCCUACAGAUCUGUUCUUCAUGAGUCAGUGGGAGGAUGAGCGCUGGCCUUUCACGCAGCAUCGCUCCUUCAGGCUCCUCAAGUCUCCUCUCAUCCCACAAAUUCCAGUCCUCACCAACAACACAGACCUAUCUGACAGAUCGUUCUCCGCCAUAUUCGGCGUCUUUGCACCUGAUGUUUCCCUCCAGAAAGUGACAGUAGAUGGUGGUGAUGGUGACCUUUUAACCUGGACCCAGAGUGACACAGACGACCUCAGUGUGUCCAGGAUCUCCCACGCCAACGGGAGCCACUCCUACCAGCUUCGUUUCCCGUUGUCACACCCAAAAAUAAUCCCAGAGGUGGUGGCUAUGAGACGUACAGCCUCUCUUUCUCCUUUACUUUUAACAUCUUACCCAGCGGAAAGGUGUUUUACCAUCGAGCUACUAUAGAGCAGAGUGUCGAAUACACAGCUCCACGUUCCCCCAAGCUGGAGGGGAAGUGCACAGAGAGCAGCCUGCUGGUGCUGCUGCGCCACGGGACCAAGACCGAGCUGCAGUGGGAGCUGUUCCUCAGAGCUCGCAAGCUGGACUGGGACCUGGUGGAGAUGGG
Molecule: messenger RNA, 1813 nt
Organism: Epinephelus fuscoguttatus (brown-marbled grouper)
Lineage: Eukaryota; Metazoa; Chordata; Actinopteri; Perciformes; Serranidae
Exons: 14
Coding region: 223-1653 (476 amino acids)
Source: RefSeq, a predicted model, not a curated record